GAGAGAGAGAGAGAGAGAGAGAGAGAGAGAGAGAGAGAGCACUAAGUUUAGGCCGGGGCCCUGAUCCCUAUCUAGUGCAUAGAGCUAUGAUCUCUGGGCCCUGAAAGACUUCUCAAUGAACCUUUACAAUGGCACAGCCUUUCCACCAACACCCCAUGUUACGCUAAUUCCCCUGGAACGAAGGCAUUCACUUUGAGUUUUCUGAGAGAAAUAGGUGUUAUUUAACACCUGUAGAUUCGGUUAAUGGUGUUAAUGGUGUUAAUUGUGUUAAUGGUGUUAAUGGUGUUAAUGGUGUUCAAGACUAAAUGAGUAACGCAAAAGGUCAACGUUCACAUGUUAUAGUUAUAGUUAUAGUCCUCCCAUAUCAACAUGUCCUGUAGUUUACUGAGAUCCUCCCAUAUCAACAUGUCCUGUAGUUUACUGAGCUCCUCCCAUAUCAACAUGUCCUGUAGUUUACUGAGCUCCUCCCAUAUCAACAUGUCCUGUAGUUUACUGAGCUCCUCCCAUAUCAACAUGUCCUGUAGUUUACUGAGCUCCUCCCAUAUCAACAUGUCCUGUAGUUUACUGAGCUCCUCCCAUAUCAACAUGUCCUGUAGUUUACUGAGCUCCUCCCAUAUCAACAUGUCCUGUAGUUUACUGAGCUCCUCCCAUAUCAACAUGUCCUGUAGUUUACUGAGCUCCUCCCAUAUCAACAUGUCCUGUAAUUUACUGAGCUCCUCCCAUAUGUCCUGUAAUUUACUGAGCUCCUCCCAUAUGUCCUGUAAUUUACUGAGCUCCUCCCAUAUCAACAUGUCCUGUAGUUUACUGAGCUCCUCCCAUAUCAACAUGUCCUGUAGUUUACUGAGCUCCUCCCAUAUCAACAUGUCCUGUAGUUUACUGAGCUCCUCCCAUAUCAACAUGUCCUGUAGUUUACUGAGCUCCUCCCAUAUCAACAUGUCCUGUAGUUUACUGAGCUCCUCCCAUAUCAACAUGUCCUGUAGUUUACUGAGCUCCUCCCAUAUCAACAUGUCCUGUAGUUUACUGAGCUCCUCCCAUAUCAACAUGUCCUGUAGUUUACUGAGCUCCUCCCAUAUCAACAUGUCCUGUAGUUUACUGAGCUCCUCCCAUAUCAACAUGUCCUGUAAUUUACUGAGCUCCUCCCAUAUGUCCUGUAAUUUACUGAGCUCCUCCCAUAUGUCCUGUAAUUUACUGAGCUCCUCCCAUAUCAACAUGUCCUGUAGUUUACUGAGCUCCUCCCAUAUCAACAUGUCCUGUAGUUUACUGAGCUCCUCCCAUAUCAACAUGUCCUGUAGUUUACUGAGCUCCUCCCAUAUCAACAGGUCCAGUGUUGGAGGAGGCAGAGGGGAGAGACUCUGAUGAGUGAUAAUGAUUAAGCUGCAAACCAACCAAUUUAUUACAAUACCAUUUUUGAGAGCUUGGAGCGGUUUUGAAUAUUAAUUCUGUCUUUUUGUUUUAUCUAUAGCUCACAUUGAAUUCCCCACCCUCCCAAAUGGUUUCUUUAGAACACAUUAUAUAAUUGUUUAUUGCAAGAAGAGAAUGUCCCCUUUUCUACUUGAAAUAAUUCAAUAUAUUAAUGUACAUUAAUGACAUUAUAUUAUAUAUUAUUAUUAUUUUAUAUAUUAUUAUAAUAUUAUAUAUUAUUAUU
This is a messenger RNA of Oncorhynchus gorbuscha (pink salmon), 1645 nucleotides long. RefSeq lists its product as uncharacterized. Lineage: Eukaryota; Metazoa; Chordata; Actinopteri; Salmoniformes; Salmonidae. The record is from RefSeq and is a predicted model, not a curated record. The transcript is spliced from 2 exons. The coding region runs from base 370 to 1356 and encodes 328 amino acids.